Closterium sp. Naga37s-1 is the source of this 906-nucleotide messenger RNA. The record is from the annotation of a GenBank genome assembly. Lineage: Eukaryota; Viridiplantae; Streptophyta; Zygnematophyceae; Desmidiales; Closteriaceae.
AUGAGCGCCCCAUUUCUUCCUGUGCUCUCUCCCCCGACGCAUCUCUUAUCGCCACCUCGGGGUGGAGCGGCGCCUGCCGCCUCUGGUCGCAGCCAGCUGUGCGGGCGGCGGGUGCACUGCGCGGCCACUCAGAGCGUGCCACAUGUGUGGCCUAGCACCCCCACGCGCUCUCCUCUCUCCCCGCCUCCGGCCCCAACCUUGCCACGGCUGGUGCUGACAGCUGCUAGCGUGCGACUUUUCCCCCGACGGGUACCAUCUAGCAACAGGAGGGGAGGACCACACAUGCCACGUGUGAGAUCUAAGGCGAUGCAGGAAAACAGGCUGCACCCCCGAAUCCCUCACCCCCUCUCCAAUGCUCCUGAUCAUCGUCCAAUCUCCUCACUUGCACCCUUCCUUUCUUCCGCACUUCCCCCUUUCCUCUGUCUCGCCUUUCCUCCCUUGCUUCCCCUCAUAUACUUUACCCCCUUUCUUCCCCUCAUUUUCCCCCCUGCUUCCCCUCAUUUCCUCCUGUGCUUCCCCUCAUUUCCCCCACUGCUGCCACUCAUUUCUCUCCCUGCUUCACCUCAUUUUCCUCCCCACUGUCCUUGUUUGUGCCCUCCUGCUUCCCCUCAUUCCCCCCCCCCCACCUCCCCUGAUUUCCCCCGCUGCUGCCCCUCAUUUCCCUCCCUGCUUCUCAUCAUUUUCCCCUGCUUCUCAUCAUUUUUUCCCGCUUCUCAUCAUUUUUCCCUGCCUCUCAUCAUUUUUCCCUGCUUCUCAUCAUUUUUCCCUGCUUCUCAUCAUUUUUCCCUGCUUCUCAUCAUUUUUCCCUGCUUCUCAUCAUUUUUCCUUGCUUCUCCUCCUUUCUCUCCCUGCUUCUCAUCAUUUCCCUCCCUACUCUCCCAUAUGUCCCAUAUCUCCCCUGUUUGA